GAAUAUGUAGUUGACAUAAACACUCCGUUCAUUUUUUUUCAGAAGAAAAAAUAAAUAUUAUUUUUCUAAAUGAGGACAAUCCAGUGACCAUAAGAAGACUUCUUCCUUUUUAUUUCUUCGUCUUUCUUCCCUCCCCACAACUGGUUAUAAAUGGAGGACUCAUCUACCUGAACAUCAUGCCUGACCUUGGGAGCUGUGGUCCUUUUCCACUAGUCUUAAGAAGUUCAUGUUGACGAUAUUUUAAAAUUUAUCCUCUCUUCUCAAGCAAGCCUAAUUUCCAUUCUAGGCUCAGAGAAGCUUUAUUGGAAAUUUUAAAACAAUGACUCUUGCAUACAAUGUCCAAAGCAAAGGAAAUUCGCUUUUCAAACGGAUGCUUAGGUUGCCUUUCCGUUAGGGUUCAGAACAAGAUGCCCUGGAAACAUGCGAUUGCUGAGGGUGGUGUUGUAUGUAUGUGUGUGUGUGGUGGGGGGUAUCCACCGCCAGGGUUUCUAUCUCCAGCACCACAAGGGUGUGAGAUUUCUAUUCGCCGCGGAGGCUGCGGCAUUAGCGGCAAUUAGAACGUCUCUGGCGCCACGGUUUUUAUUGCUCGGUUGGUUCUGGAAUUGGCAAAUUGCUAUUCAAUUUGCUCUCCAAAGUUGCAGAUUUUUUACUCCAGCGCUCAUCUUUAGUGUGGGAAACCAAGUCAUUUUUCUGAGCUCUCGCCCUGUGAGGCGAAGGGAGUGGAUAGGAGAAGGGGGACAGACGGACUGACACCGCCAGGCUAAUAGCGCAGCUAAAUGCGAUUUGGAAGGCGAGGUCUCCCCGAAUUAGUGCAUGAAUUUCCUAUCGAUCCGCCCUAGGUUCCAUUCAUCUCUGACAAGUCCCUCUGCGCACCCGCCCUCCAACUCCCCACGCCUCCUCUCUCACCCCAUACCCCCCUCCCCAUCUGGCUGAAGAGAAAAGCCCCAAGCUCAGUGCCCCUCGCCCCCAGUGGGUUCCCCUUUGGAGGCGGAGCCCCCAGCCCGCCGCUACUCCAUUCCCACACAGAUGCAGGGUGCAGGGGCUCCCUGUCGUCCUGGGGAGGAGAUGGGGCCCUAUGGAAAGCAGAGAAUGCUGGACAGAGUUCCCUCCGUGCGAGGAAUAUUCACAGAGCGAUUACCUACCCAGCGACCACUCGCCGGGGUACUACGCCGGCGGCCAGAGGCGAGAGAGCAGCUUCCAGCCCGAGGCGGGCUUCGGGCGGCGCGCGGCGUGCACGGUGCAGCGCUACGCGGCCUGCCGGGACCCCGGGCCCCCGCCGCCUCCGCCACCACCCCCGCCACCCCCGCCACCGCCGGGGCUGUCCCCUCGGGCUCCUGUGCAGCCACCCGCCGGGGCCCUCCUCCCAGAGCCUGGCCAACGCUGUGAGGCGGUCAGCAACAGCCCCCCGCCGCCUCCCUGCGCCCAGAACCCCCUGCAUCCCAGCCCGUCCCACUCCGCGUGCAAAGAGCCCGUCGUCUACCCCUGGAUGCGCAAAGUUCACGUGAGCACGGUAAACCCCAAUUACGCCGGUGGGGAGCCCAAACGCUCUCGGACCGCCUACACUCGCCAGCAGGUCUUGGAGCUGGAGAAAGAAUUUCACUACAACCGCUACCUGACAAGGCGCCGGAGGGUGGAGAUCGCCCACGCUCUCUGCCUGUCAGAACGCCAGAUCAAGAUCUGGUUCCAGAACCGGCGCAUGAAGUGGAAAAAAGACCACAAGUUGCCCAACACCAAGAUCCGCUCGGGUAGCACCGCAGGAGCAGCCGGAGGGCCCCUUGGCCGACCCAACGGAGGCCCCCCUGCGCUCUAGUGCCUCCCCAAGCCGAGGCUGCGAACCUGGGGGGUGAGGGUGGGCAGAGAGUGCAGAGUGGGGGACUCAGGGGUGCGGGAGGACCCCCCUCCCUUGGGCCUGGGCCUGGAAAAUCCCACCUGCCCUCCCCCCAUUUUAGUUAUAUGUGAAUAAAAGCAUAGAAGGAGGGGUAGGGGAGCUUUAUUUAUAGAUAUGACCAUUGGGAGCCCGGUGAGAGGCCCCCCAGAAGCAAGAUUCAAGUCUCUUGCUUUAUUCCUUAAAAAAAAAAAAAAGAAAGAAAGAAAGAAAAGAGAAAGAAAGAAGAAGUAAGAAAGAAAAAGACAGAAAGAGAAAUAGGAGGAGGCUGAAGCUCCUCGUUUUCAGCUUUGGCGAAGAUGGAUCCACGUUUCAUCUUUAAUCACGCCAGGCCCAGGCCCAUCUGUCUUGUUUACUCUGCCGAGGAGAGGACGGGCCUCGGUGGCGACCAUUACCUCGACACUCGGCUAACAAAUGAGGCCCGGCUCGGCUGCCGCCGUCUCUGCUGCUGCCGCUGCUGGAAGACAGCCUGGAUUUUAUUUCUUUGUCCCCCACUCCUGACACCCAGCGAAAGCACCCUGUGACUGCCAGAUAGCACAGUGUUUUGGCCACGGUAACAAACACAUACACGACCUCCCUCUCUCCCCCUCUGUUCAUGGGGGACAAAGACUGUUCACCCCCUUCCACCGUGGGAUGAAGGGAACAGAAGGAAGGGGACAAGUGGGGGAGGGAGCUGCCUUGACAACGCAGGAGCGGGCAGGGAAAUUGAGUCCAAGAAAAAAGAGCGACCUGGACACCUGGGAGGGCCUUCCACUAGAAGACCCCAACAUGUCUGGCAGGGUGAGGGGCCAGUUGAGUUGUGAGAUCUGGGAAGGACCCUCUUGCCAAUCCAGAGUUGUACAGCAGAGGCCCUCUCUUAGACUGAAAAAGAAUGUGAAACUAGGAAAUAAAAUGUUGUGGCCCUCCCACUCUGGGAGGAUGAUGUUGCAGAGCCCUUUCCAUAGUUUAUCAUUGUUGCAUCGUUUAUUAUUAUUAUUAUUAUUAUUAUUAUUAUUAUUAUUAUUAUUUUAUGUCAUGUGUGUCCUUCUCUCCUGUUCUCUUUCUGACAUUCCAAAUCAGGCACCUUCCUACCUUUGGGGCUGCCUGAGUCUAGAACCUUUCAUUGGCGUGAAAAUUUGUGUCCUGUACAGAGUGACAAUAGAAAUAAAUGUUUGGUUUCUUGUGACCAUCA
Molecule: messenger RNA, 3056 nt
Organism: Sciurus carolinensis (gray squirrel)
Lineage: Eukaryota; Metazoa; Chordata; Mammalia; Rodentia; Sciuridae
Gene: Hoxb4
Product: homeobox B4
Exons: 3
Coding region: 1076-1810 (244 amino acids)
Biological process (GO): anterior/posterior pattern specification; regulation of transcription by RNA polymerase II; embryonic skeletal system morphogenesis
Cellular component (GO): nucleus
Molecular function (GO): RNA polymerase II cis-regulatory region sequence-specific DNA binding; DNA-binding transcription factor activity, RNA polymerase II-specific
Source: RefSeq, a predicted model, not a curated record